ACCUAGUAAUCUAAUUGCCAUCCUAGUAAUCCAUUGCUAACCGUAACUAGAUAAAUAUCUUUCCCAAUUAUUCCCUGGAAAAUCUUCCUAUGAUUGAUUCGGAUCAUAGCCCUAUUGUUUUAAGUUUUAACUACUCGUCUUUUGAAACAAAUUCAUGCUAAUUGUUUUAAGUUCGAAGCAAAUUUGCAUAACAAAAUGUGUGACUUAGAAGUAGGUCUACGCGUCGACCGGGUUGGACUAGGUAUUCGAUCAGGUCGAGUUGAGUCUAUUCUGUGCCCUACUUUCUUGAGAUGAACCAGACUCGCCCACAUGAGAAUCUGAACACUCUUCUUCAAUCCAUAAACAAAACACAACACCUUCUUCCUAAGCAAAGAGUUGCGCUCGAUCACCAAAACUAUGAAAUGCAUAACCCAAUUUAUCAUCAACAUGCCACAUGAUACCACCAUUACAAGCAAAUUCGACCACCAUGGGCAACACGGAGAAGCUGAUGAACCAGAUCAUGGAGCUGAAAUUCACGUCCAAAACCCUCGAGUCCUCGCUCACCACCGGAAACCUCCAGAAGAUGUCGGAGACCAUGGACUCGUUUGAGAAGCAGUUCGUCAACAUGGAGGUCCAGGCUGAGUUCAUGGAGAGCUCCAUGGCCGGCUCCACCUCGCUUUCCACUCCCGAAGGUGAGGUUAACAGUCUUAUGCAACAGGUUGCUGAUGACUAUGGGCUUGAGGUCUCCGUGGGCCUGCCGCAGCCGGCGGCCCGUGCCGUGCCCACCAAGGAGGCCGAUAAGGUCGACGAGGAUGAUCUUUCCAGGAGGCUUGCGGAGCUCAAGGCUAGAGGUUAAUGAGGGAAUGUCAUUGGCUCCGAAUUUGAUGUAUAAUGCUGCUUAUGGGUUUGCAGAAUUAUGAGCUGUGAUUCGUGUUGGAACCAUUUACAACUUCAUAUUUGUGUAUAAUUGUCGAAUUGAUUCGCGGUGACAGGAUUAUGUGGGCUGUGUUGCAUAUGUUUCUUUAACAAGAUGCUUGAAUCUGUAUGGUUUUGUUUGAAUUGGAUAUGGUAUUUGGUAUGUUUACAUACGGGAAUGUGUAAUAGUUGUGUGAAUGUGUGUGGGGUUUGUUUUCUAUUGGAGGCUGAGUGGAACUAGGAAAUCGGUAAUGUGUGUCUGUACAGCAAAUUUUGCAUGCUGCUGUAAAUUGCUGCUUUAGUUUGACCAACGCUAUUUGCUUAUGAA
Molecule: messenger RNA, 1222 nt
Organism: Rosa rugosa (rugosa rose)
Lineage: Eukaryota; Viridiplantae; Streptophyta; Magnoliopsida; Rosales; Rosaceae
Product: ESCRT-related protein CHMP1B-like
Exons: 1
Coding region: 434-835 (133 amino acids)
Biological process (GO): protein transport; endosome transport via multivesicular body sorting pathway; late endosome to vacuole transport
Cellular component (GO): ESCRT III complex; multivesicular body
Source: RefSeq, a predicted model, not a curated record